Molecule: messenger RNA, 1160 nt
Organism: Orycteropus afer afer
Lineage: Eukaryota; Metazoa; Chordata; Mammalia; Tubulidentata; Orycteropodidae
Source: RefSeq, a predicted model, not a curated record
AUCCCGACUGGGCCUCUUAUAAGCUGGGAAUCUUCAUUUGUCUGAACUGCUCUGGCGUCCACCGCAACUUCCCAGAUAUCAGCAAAGUUAAAUCCCUGAGACUUGACUUCUGGGACGACAGCAUUGUGGAGUUUAUGAGCCACAAUGGGAACCUUCAAGCGAAGACCAAGUAUGAAGCCAGAGUUCCUUCUUUCUACUAUGUCCCCCAAGCCGACGACUGCAUGGUCUUAAAGGAACAAUGGAUUCGAGCUAAGUAUGAGAGACAGGAGUUUAUGGCUGAAGGAAAAACCAUCUCACCCCCAGGUAACCGAGAAGGGUUCCUGUGGAAACGGGGAAGGGACAAUGCACAGUUCCUGAGAAGGAGGUUUGUCCUCCUGGCGAGAGAAGGUCUCCUGAAGUAUUACACUAAAGAAGAGGGUAAAGGCCCCAAAGCUGUCAUCAGCAUCAAGGACUUGAAUGCCACCUUCCAGACAGAGAAGAUAGGGCACCCCCAUGGGCUGCAGAUCACCUACAGGAAAGAGGGUCACAUCAGGAACCUGUUUGUGUAUCAUGAAAAUGGGAAGGAGAUAGUGGACUGGUUCAAUGCCCUCCGCGCAGCCCGUCUGCAGUACCUAAAAACGGCCUUUCCUGAGCUUCCAGAAUCUGAGCUCUCGCCCCUCAUCACCAGGAAUUACCUCAAACAAGGCUUCAUGGAAAAGACUGGUCCAAAGAGAGAACCUUUCAAGAAACGGUGGUUCGCCCUGGAUCCUCAGGAGCGGAGGCUGCUCUACUACAAGAACCCACUGGACGCCUUUGAGCAGGGCCAGGUUUUUAUUGGGACCAAUGAACAGGGCUAUGAGGUCUAUGAAGACCUGCCCAAGGGCAUCCGAGGGAAUCGCUGGAAAGCCGGCCUCACCAUUGUGACCCCCCAGCGGAGAUUUGUCUUCACCUGCCCCACCGAUAAAGAGCAGCAGGAAUGGCUGAAGAGUCUGCGGGAUGUCCUGAGCCACCCCUUGACCCACCUCAAUCUCCUCAAAGAAAUGAAAGCACAGAUAAUGUUAGAAACCAACGCCCGCAUUGAUCAUCACUUGCUCCGGAAGGAAAGAAGCGAGCUGAGCACACACGUCUGCUGUGCCUCAGUGAUCUGUGGAAGCACACUGGGUGUUAUCUCUUCACUUUAG